CAAUAACUUCACUUCCCCAAUAAAAUCAAACAUCUCAUUUCCAAAAUCAAAAACAAUUCUCCCUUUCUCAUCUCUUCUCUCUCUCUCUCUCUCUCUCUCUCGACACAAAUUAUAAUAGAGAUUGAAGUUUGUUAGGAUCAAGAAGACAAUAACACUUCCAAGUUCACAAUGAAGAGGACGUACGAAGAGGUCAUUGCCCAACAGCAGCAACAUUAUUCCGACUUAGCCCUUCUCGAGUCGAUAAGCCUUUACUUACUCGGAGAGUCGUCGGAUUCUACGCUUGGAGCUUCGAAUUUCACUUCGACCACCAGCAUGAAUUAUCUGAGUGCAACGGGGGGCCAGUCCUUUCCAGAAACAUGGGCUGAGCUCCCGUUUAAGGAGGAUGACCCGCAAGACAUGGUCCUAUACGGGGUCCUUCAUGACGGCUGGGGCGCAGCAAAUCCCCCCGAGGUCGGGCCGUUUGAUAGUUUUUCACAUAUAGGUGUAGCAGUGAAGGCAGAGCCCGCAGAGUGCUCUCCAGAGACCGUCCCCACGGCAGUUGUGCUGCCAGAGACAGUGGCAGCGCCAGCAGCACGGGCGGCCACGUCCAAGGGGCGGCACUACCGAGGGGUGAGGCAGCGGCCAUGGGGGAAGUUCGCGGCCGAGAUAAGGGACCCAUCAAAGAACGGGGCCAGAGUAUGGCUCGGGACCUACGAAACAGCUGAGGACGCAGCCUUGGCUUAUGAUCGGGCGGCAUAUAGGAUGCGGGGCUCAAGGGCUCUGCUAAAUUUUCCCCUGCGAAUUAAUUCGGGCGAGCCUGAGCCCGUGAGAGUGACCUCAAAGAGAUCUUCUCCCGAACCGUCGUCCUCGUCUUCGUCUAACUCAUCGGGGUCGGGGGCCACGAAGAGGAGGAGAAAGGUGGCAGCGGCGGUCGAGACAGCUAGCUCGGGGACUCAGGCAGGGCCGGGGAUAGUGACGGAGGGUGGAGCGGAGAGAUGCCAAGUUGGAGUUCAAGUGGUGGCCACGUGUACAAACGGAAAGCAGCUAUUGGUUGGCAGAUGCUGACAUUGGAAGAUCCAUCCCUUGAAAUUUCUUGGCUGCUUUUAAUAAUUUCGGGAAAAGAUUAGGAAACAGUUUCUGACAAUUCAUUCGCAUGGAAAUUGUCAGUUUGUAAAGGAAAACGUUUGUGACGCGGAAGCCAUGCAAAAAGAGAAACAAAUGGGAGUUUUUUUUUUUUUUUU
Punica granatum (pomegranate) is the source of this 1220-nucleotide messenger RNA. Lineage: Eukaryota; Viridiplantae; Streptophyta; Magnoliopsida; Myrtales; Lythraceae. The record is from RefSeq and is a predicted model, not a curated record.